Molecule: messenger RNA, 399 nt
Organism: Diceros bicornis minor
Lineage: Eukaryota; Metazoa; Chordata; Mammalia; Perissodactyla; Rhinocerotidae
Product: small ribosomal subunit protein uS15-like
Exons: 1
Coding region: 1-399 (132 amino acids)
Biological process (GO): translation
Cellular component (GO): nucleolus; cytosolic small ribosomal subunit; ribosome
Molecular function (GO): small ribosomal subunit rRNA binding; structural constituent of ribosome
Source: RefSeq, a predicted model, not a curated record
AUGGGUCACACACAUGCUGCCAGGAAGGGGCUGUCUCAGUCGGCUCUGCCCUGUUUCAGCAGAGUUCUCACCUCGUUGAAGUUGACGUCUGAUGACAUGAAGGAGCAGAUCUACAAACUAACCAAGAAGGGCCUGACUCCCUCACAAAUCAGUGUGAUCCUGAGAGAUUCAUGUGCUGUCGCACAAGUAUGUUUUGCGCCAGGCAAUGACAUCUUGAGAAUCCUUAAGUCCAAAGGAUUUGCUCCUGAUCUUCCUGAGGAUCUCUACCACUUAAUUAAGAAAGCUGUUGCUAUUCAUAAGCAACUUGAGAGGGACAGAAAGGAUAAGGAUGCUAAAUUGCAUCUGAUUCUGAUCGAGAGCUACAUUCACCAAUUGGCUCAAUAUCAUAAAACCAAAUGA